This is a messenger RNA of Arachis ipaensis, 1717 nucleotides long. NCBI's taxonomy places the organism in Eukaryota, Viridiplantae, Streptophyta, Magnoliopsida, Fabales, Fabaceae. The record is from RefSeq and is a predicted model, not a curated record.
CUUUUUUCUUUUUGUAGGAGUUGACGCAGAGAGGGUCGAUUGAACACUGUAUCGCAGUGUUCCGGUGGAUGAAGAACCAGAAGAACUACUGUGCGCGUAAUGAUAUAUACAACAUGAUGAUUAGGUUGCAUGCUAGGCAUAACCGAACUGACCAGGCGCGUGGAUUGUUCUUUGAGAUGCAAGAAUGGAGGUGUAAACCUGAUGCUGAGACUUAUAAUGCUCUUAUCAAUGCGCAUGGUCGAGCUGGACAGUGGCGUUGGGCGAUGAAUAUCAUGGAUGACAUGCUGCGAGCUGCUAUUCCACCAAGCCGGUCAACUUAUAACAACUUGAUAAACGCCUGUGGCUCUAGUGGAAAUUGGAAAGAAGCACUUAAUGUUUGCAAGAAAAUGACAGACAAUGGAGUUGGGCCUGAUCUUGUUACACACAAUAUUGUGUUAUCUGCAUUUAAAAGUGGGGCUCAGUAUUCAAAAGCUCUGUCUUAUUUUGAACUAAUGAAGGGAACUCACAUUCGUCCUGACACAACUACCCUUAACAUUAUUAUCCAUUGUCUUGUGAAGCUUCAACAAUAUGACAAAGCCAUCGAUAUUUUCAAUUCCAUGAGGAGAAAUAAGUCUGAUUGUCGUCCUGAUGUUGUAACUUUUACCAGCAUCAUACACUUGUAUUCUACAUGUGGGCAAGUUGAAAAUUGCGUGGCUGCAUUUAAUAUGAUGCUUGCAGAAGGGCUGAAACCCAACACAAUCUCAUAUAAUUCAUUAAUUGGUGCAUAUGCUGCUCGCGGGAUGGACAAGGAGGCACUUGCGGUUUUCAAUGAGAUCAAACAAAAUGGUUUCUGGCCAGAUAUUGUGUCCUAUACAUCUUUGCUUAAUGCUUAUGGAAGAUCACAAAAGCCUCAAAAGGCAAGGGAAAUAUUUGCAAUGAUAAAGAAAAACAGAUUGAAGCCUAACAUUGUUACUUACAAUGCACUAAUUGAUGCCUAUGGAUCUAAUGGUUUGUUGGCGGAGGCAAUUGAAAUAUUGCGUGAGAUGGAACAAGAUGGAAUUUAUCCAAAUGUUGUCUCAAUAUGCACUCUCUUGGCUGCCUGUGGGCGGUGCAGUCAGAAGGUGAAGAUUGAUACAAUCCUAUCAGCAGCUGAGAUGCGAGGCAUUAAAUUGAAUACGGUUGCCUAUAAUUCAGCUAUAGGAGCCUAUAUGAAUGUGGGGAAAUAUGACAGAGCUGUAGGCUUGUAUAAAUCUAUGAGGAAGAAAAAUAUAAAACCUGAUUCUGUUACUUACACUGUGUUGAUAAGUGGUUGUUGUAAUAUGUCAAAAUAUAGUGAAGCCCUAGUUUUCAUGGAAGAAAUGAUGCAUCUUAGACUAACUUUGUCCAAAGAGGUCUACUCUUCUGCCAUAUGUGCUUACAGCAAACUGGGACAAGUCAUAGAAGCAGAAUCCACAUUCAACUUGAUGAAAUCAUCUGGUUGCUAUCCUGAUGUAGUUGCAUACACUGCAAUGCUUGAUGCAUACAAUGCAGGAGAGAAUUGGGAAAAGGCAUAUGCACUCUUUGAAGAAAUGGAAGUAAAUGGCAUCAAGCUAGAUACGAUUGCAUGUGCUGCCCUGAUGAGAGCUUUUAAUAAAGGUGGUCAACCAGGAAGGGUCCUCAGUCUUGCAGAAAGUAUGAGAGAAAAAGAUAUUCCUUUCAGUGAUACCAUUUAUUUUGAAAUGGUAUCUGCCUGUAGCAU